This is a messenger RNA of Lodderomyces margitis, 951 nucleotides long. RefSeq lists its product as uncharacterized. Gene Ontology annotation, cellular component: mitochondrion. NCBI's taxonomy places the organism in Eukaryota, Fungi, Ascomycota, Pichiomycetes, Serinales, Debaryomycetaceae. The coding region runs from base 1 to 951 and encodes 316 amino acids. The transcript has a single exon. The record is from RefSeq and is a predicted model, not a curated record.
AUGUUUAAACUCACGCAUCCGUUGAGAGCUUCGGUAUCGCCAGCUGCGCUAAGGACCACGAUAUGGGGCUCUUUUGAACGAUACUUUUCCCAAUCUUUGCUCAAGAAAAACAGCACUCCAAUUGAAACUGUUGAUUUGGCAUACGAUGAAUUUGAGGCACCUGGCCUGAACAAGUCACCCCUUGUGUUUCUUCAUGGAUUAUUCGGAUCAAAAUCAAAUAAUAGAACCGUGGCUAAGCAACUAACUGAAAGACUUGGUCGGAAUGUAUAUUGUCUCGACUUGCGAAAUUUCGGAUCCAGUCCCCAUCUGAAAAGGUUAGAUUACCCCAGUCUUGCCGCUGACGUUGAAAACUGGGUGGCACAGCGUGAUUUUGAACAAAAGCCAAUUCUUAUUGGCCACUCAAUGGGUGCUAAAACAGCAAUGGCUGUGGCAUUGAGAAAACCUGAUAUACCCAAAAUGAUUGUUAGUGUUGAUAAUGCGCCCAUAACUUUUGGCAACACCGACUCCAAAUUCAACAAAUACAUAAAUCAAUUACGUUUGAGUUUGGAAAAGUAUCAUUAUACUAACAUAAAGGAUGUCGAUGCGAAAUUGGCCGAUGUAGAGCCAAAUAAAGUAAUUCGUCAAUUUGUCUUGAUGAAUAUGAAACGAGGUAAAAAGGAUGAGCCAGUGACAUCGAAGAUCCCAUUGGGUAUUAUUGGAGAUGCAAUAAGCAAAGGGUUUAUAGCCAGUUGGCCAUACAGUCCCAAUGAAUUGAGAUGGACGGGGCCUGCCCUUUUCAUUAGAGGCACUGAGUCACAGUACAUUCCUGACGAUGUUUUCCCAGAGAUUGCCCAGUUCUUCCCCAAUUUUGAGAUUAGGGAUAUCAAGUGUGGCCACUGGGUUAUUAGUGAAAAGCCAAACGAGUUUAUGGAUGUUUUGUGUGAGUAUAUAGAACGUAUAGAGGAUGAGUAG